Molecule: messenger RNA, 952 nt
Organism: Centruroides sculpturatus (bark scorpion)
Lineage: Eukaryota; Metazoa; Arthropoda; Arachnida; Scorpiones; Buthidae
Product: spermatogenesis-associated protein 22-like
Exons: 8
Coding region: 103-915 (270 amino acids)
Biological process (GO): homologous chromosome pairing at meiosis; gamete generation; meiotic DNA repair synthesis
Source: RefSeq, a predicted model, not a curated record
UAGGGGGCGCCAUGGAUAGAAAUUAAAGUUCGUAAUCGUCUGCUUUAGAGUUUUUUUUUUUUUAUAACAGUGAAAAUUCAUCAUCUAAUUUAAACUGUUAAAAUGGACAAGAAAAUGCAUUCAAGUUUUGAUUCUAAAAAACGUCUCGUAUCACCAUACAAUUUAAAAAGGCCAAGUCAACCAGUUUUUAAUGAAAUUUUAUCUCAAGCUAAUUCUGAUCAGUCUACUUCAAGACUUCAAUUAUUGCCUAAACCAAAUAAUUUAUGUAAUUUUCAACUAAGGAAAAGGACUUUGCCAACAUCACUGCAACCAAAAGAACAAAUGAAUGAAAAAAAGUACAAGUUUCAUUCAAGAAAUACACUUGAUCAGCAAACAAAUAUUUCAGCCACAUGUUCAAAAUAUUAUUCACCAAAUUUUGAGAGAAAUAAUAAUAUAAAUAUUGUCAAUAAUUCUAUAAAUAAAGAUUCAAAAAAGAGUCAAAAUGUCAUCCUAAAUAAAUAUCCAGUUUGGAGAAAGAAAUCUGAAGCUUCCAGAGAAAAUUAUUUAAGAGUAAUUACAGUUACUCCUACAACUCUUCAUCAAUGGAAAUUAGUACAAAACCAUCAAGUGACACUUUAUGAACUUUUUGGAAUUUUGGAUUCUCCUAUUGAAACUGCCACAUUUACUACUGCUAAAACUUUUAUUCUAAGAAGUGGAAGAGACAUUAUUCAAAUAUUAUUUUACGAGAUAGACAGAUCAUUGCCAUGUAUAAGAAGAGGAGAAUGGCAAAGAUGUAUAGGUUCAUUUGAUACAAUAGGAAAUUUUCGAGCAGUAUCUAUUAGACAAGCACUAGACAAAGAAAUUAAUAAUCUUGAAGCUGUACUUUCCUUUAUGAAAAAUAUUAUGUCAAAUUUUGUUUUAUUAAAUGAACCUUAAAACAAACUGAAUAAUUAAUGUAUUUAUAUAUAUUAAA